CAGCCUGUCCGGGCAAGGGACAGUCAUUCUCUCAACUUACAUACAGAGUAAGCUGUGGACCCUCACCCCACACUCAGCUGCCAGACAGGACCCAACAUCACUCCCUGAGACAAUGACCAUGUUUGAAAAUGUCACCCGGGCCCUGACCAGACAGCUAAACCCUCGAGGGGACCUGACGCCCCUAGACAGCCUAAUUGACUUCAAGCGUUUCCAUCCCUUCUGCUUGGUGCUGAGGAAAAGGAAGAGCACACUCUUCUGGGGGGCCCGCUACAUCCGCACCGACUACACCCUUCUGGAUGUGCUAGAGCCUGGCAACUCACCCUCAGAUCCAACAGACUCUGGGAAUUUUAGCUUUAAGAAUAUGCUGGAUGCCCGAGUGGAGGGAGAAGUGGAUGUGCCAAAGACCGUGAAGGUGAAGGGCACUGCAGGGCUCUCCCGGAACAGCACGCUGGAAGUCCAGACACUAAGUGUGGCUCCCAAAGCCCUGGAGAACUUACACAAGGAGAGAAAGCUGGCAGCAGAUCACCCAUUCCUGAAAGAGAUGAGAGAACGAGGCGAGAACCUGUACGUGGUGAUGGAGGUGGUGGAAACCGUGGAGGAGGUCACUCUGGAGAGAGCUGGCAAAGCGGAGGGCUGCUUCUCCCUCCCGUUCUUUGCCCCAUUGGGGCUACAGGGAUCUGUAAACCACAAGGAGGCUAUAACCAUCCCCAAGGGCUGUGUCCUGGCCUUUCGAGUGAGACAGCUGAUGGUCAAUGGCAAAGAUGAGUGGGAUAUUCCACACAUCUAUAAUGACGGCAUGCAAACCUUUCCUCCUGGAGAAAAGCCAGGAGAGGGGAAGUUCACGCUUAUCCAGGCAUCUGAUGUCGGGGAGGUACACGAGGACUUCAGGACUCUAAAAGAAGAAGUUCAAAGAGAGACCCAAGAAGUGGAGAAGCUGAGUCGAGCAGGACAAAGCUCCUUGCUCAACUCCCUCAGCAAACUCCUUGGAAAGAAAAAGGACCUCCAAGACCUUGAGCUCACACUUGAAGGGGCUCUAGACAAGGGACAUGAGGUGACCCUGGAAGCACUCCCAAAAGAUGUCUUACUGUCAAAGGAGGCUAUGGAUGCCAUUCUCUAUUUCCUUGGAGCCCUAACAGUGCUAAGUGAAGCCCAACAGAAGCUUCUAGUAAAAUCCACAGAGAAAAAGAUCCUACCGGUACAGCUGAAACUGGUGGAGAGUGUGAUGGAACAGAAUUUCCUGCAGGAUAAAGAGGGUGUUUUCCCCCUGCGACCUGAUCUGCUCUCCUCCCUUGGGGAAGAGGAACUGAUCCUCACAGAAGCUCUAGUGGGACUGAGUGGCCUGGAAGUACAGAGAUCUGGUCCUCAAUACAUGUGGGACCCUGACACCCUCCCUCGCCUCUGUGCCCUUUAUGCUGGCCUCUCCCUCUUCCAGCUGCUGACCAAAGCCUCCUAAGGUGCCUUGUCUGCCUACUGCCUGCUUCCUGCUUCCCUAAUACCGUCCCAAUCUCACUACUCAGUGUCCUUAACACCCCAAGGCAUUUCAGAACCACCAGGCUGAGGAAAACUGAAAUCCCAGCUUGGCAGCCAUGAUAACCAAGUCCCACCUGCUCCAUCUCUCUCCCCCUGCCUCCACCUCCACAACCCACGAAGCCCAUCUGCUGAUGCUUAAAUCUU
This is a messenger RNA of Castor canadensis (American beaver), 1674 nucleotides long. The record is from RefSeq and is a predicted model, not a curated record. NCBI's taxonomy places the organism in Eukaryota, Metazoa, Chordata, Mammalia, Rodentia, Castoridae.